Molecule: messenger RNA, 4867 nt
Organism: Nothobranchius furzeri (turquoise killifish)
Lineage: Eukaryota; Metazoa; Chordata; Actinopteri; Cyprinodontiformes; Nothobranchiidae
Gene: cdh6
Product: cadherin 6
Biological process (GO): cell-cell adhesion mediated by cadherin; multicellular organism development; cell-cell junction assembly
Cellular component (GO): adherens junction; catenin complex; plasma membrane
Molecular function (GO): cadherin binding; calcium ion binding
Source: RefSeq, a predicted model, not a curated record
CAUCCGCCGCUGAAGUGAUGCAGCGCGGCUGAGACGCGCAGUCGGGGCGGAACAACGGCCAACAAGAGCCGCAGCGAGCGGAUACACUCAGGGCUCCGGCUCCGUCGCUCCUGCACCAGCCUGGAAAACCUUUUAACGUUUCUUCUGCUCUCCCAGAAUAAACUUCGUCUACCAGGGCCGUUCACAGGCCGAUGUGAGUCCACGGAGCCUUUCCUGCUUACAGCAUGAGAACCGAUCUGGUACUCUGACCAGCGGACCUCUGGGGUGGCAGAAGGCUGAAGGUUGUGGUCUUCGUGGCCAUGGAUCGAAGGAAAGUUUGUGUGCUGAUGGUGCUUUGGGCCGUGGCCCACCUCAGCUUCCCAGGUUACGGACUCAGGGCCCUGCGUAGGACUACAGGGGGGCGGAGAGGGUCGGGACUGACAGGACAGGACGCCAACGGGGUACCGCUAAGGCGCUCAAAACGGGGGUGGAUGUGGAACCAGUUCUUCCUGCUGGAGGAGUACACCGGCACGGACAUGCAGUACGUCGGGAAGCUCCACUCGGAUGGGGACCGAGGAGACGGCAGCGUGAGGUACGUCCUCACUGGAGAAGGAGCGGGAACGCUGUUCAAGAUUGACGAGAAGUCCGGGGACAUCCACGCCACCAAGAGGCUGGACAGGGAGGAGAAGGCCUACUACAUCCUCCACGCCAAAGCCGUCAACCAAUUCACCAACGAGGCGCUGGAGGGCGAGUCAGAGUUCAUCAUCAAGAUCCACGACAUCAACGACAACGAGCCGCGCUUCACCAAGGACCCGUACAUGGCCUCUGUACCCGAGAUGUCCGACGUCGGGACGUCUGUGAUCCAGGUGACGGCCAUAGACGCCGACGACGCCACAUACGGAAACAGCGCCAGGGUGGUCUACAGCAUCCUGGAGGGCCAGCCGUACUUCUCUGUGGACCCAGAAACCGGCCUGAUAAAGACGGCGCUGCCCGGCAUGGACCGGGAGGUGAAGGAGCACUACCAGGUGGUGAUCCAGGCUAAAGACAUGGCCGGACAGAUGGGCGGGCUCUCCGGAACCACCACGGUCAGCAUCACGCUGUCGGACGUCAACGACAACCCGCCGCGCUUCACUAAGACCCUGUACGAGUUCAGAGUGCCGGAGUCCAACGAGCUGGGUUCCUCCGUGGGGGCGAUCCGGGCCAUGGACGCUGACAUCGGCCCGAACGCUGAGAUGGACUACAGGAUCAUCGGGAGCGAUGGCCCCGGGAUGUUCGACGUCACUACCAACCGGAGCACGCAGGAGGGUGUCAUCCUUCUCAGGAAGCCUCUGGACUUCGAGAAGAAGCGCCAGUACAGCCUGAGGAUCCAGGUGGAGAACUCCCACAUCAACCCUCACUUCUACUCCAGCGGCCCCUUCAGGGAUGAGGCCACCAUCAAGAUCGUGGUCGAGGACGUGGACGAGCCGCCGCUGUUCGAGCGCGCCAGCUACAUCAUGGAGGUGAAGGAGGACGCGGCGAGGAACACCAUCGUUGGCUCGGUCAGCGCCUCUGACCCCGAUGACAAACGCAGUCCAGUCAGGUACACCAUCGACCGGCGUACGGACAUGGACCGGGUCUUCAACAUCCACGCAGGAAACGGGUCGGUGUUCACGCUCCGAGACCUGGACCGGGAGGAGAGCGCCUGGCACAACAUCUCCGUCAUCGCCACGGAGUUCAACAACCCGCGCCUGAUGAGCCGCGUGCCCGUCUACAUCAGAGUGCUGGACGUCAACGACAAUGCUCCGACGUUUGCCACCAAUUACGAGACGUUCGUGUGCGAGAACGCCAAGGCUAAUCAGAGGAUCCAGACGGUCAGCGCCACCGACGCCGACGAGCCCCUCGGAGGACAUCGCUUCACCUUCAGUCUGGCACCAGAGGCUGCUGGGAAGGCAAACUUCUCCGUCCGCGAUAACAAAGAUAACACGGCCUGGAUCCUGACCCGGAGGAGCAGCUACAACAGCCUCCAGAAGAGCGUCUACCACGUUCCUGUGGUCAUCUCCGAUGGAGAGUAUCCCAUGCAGAGCAGCACCAGCACACUCACCAUCAGGGUGUGCACGUGCGACCGCGAGGGCAACAUGAAGCUGUGCAACCCCGAGGCGCUGACGGCGAGGGUGGGGCUUAGCACCGGAGCCCUGGUGGCCAUCUUACUCUGCGUCAUCAUUCUGCUCAUAAUCGUGGUGCUGUUCGCCGCCCUGAGGAGGCAGAGGAAGAAGGAGCCUCUGAUCAUCUCCAAAGAGGACGUCAGAGACAACGUCGUCAGCUACAACGACGAGGGGGGAGGAGAGGAGGACACGCAGGCCUUUGAUAUCGGAACGCUGCGGAACCCGGAGGCCAUCGAGGACAGCAAACAGAGGAGAGACAUCAUCCCCGAGACCUUCUACCCGCCGGUAAGGCGUCCCGUUCUGCCCCCGAGCCGGGACAACAACGGGGACGUCAGAGACUUCAUCAAUCAGAGGCUCCAGGAGAACGACAGCGACCCGACGGCGCCGCCUUACGACUCCUUGGCGACCUACGCCUACGAGGGCAACGGCUCUGUUGCCGAGUCCCUCAGCUCGCUGGAGUCUGUGACCACCGAGGGAGACCAGGACUACAACUACCUGAGCGAGUGGGGGCCGCGCUUUAAGAAACUAGCGGACAUGUAUGGGGGGGACGACAGCGACAGGGAUUCCUAACGCAGACGAGGAGCAUUUCAACUUUGGGACAGUUCUGGCGGACGCGUGGCGGGCCGAGACGAGACGAAGCUCCCUCACCGCCUUCCCGUCAUCCCUCCGGUGACCAGAUGUAGGCUUUGUGUGUCCAGUCAGUGUUAGUUGAGUUUUCGCUGGGACGCAGUAAGACUUUCGUUUUUUUGUGUGUAAACCAGAUCCGAAGCGGUCCCAAAUAUAUCCCGACAGAAUUCUUCUGGUUUGUUUUUUCCAAAGCUGCCUGUGGCGGACGCUCGCUCUCUCUGCAGUUUUGUAAACCAACAGAUCCGCCGACGUAUUUUCAGUGUUUCUGGGACUAAAGUCAUGCCGCAUAUUGUGAGUUCUAUCUUAGCUUGUGUACGUACGGUAAAACGAAACAAUACGCUGUACAGUUUGGUCUGACUUCUGAAAUCUCCACCUGCGUUCUGACGGAGGACCGUUGGACCUGAAAUACCAAAUAGCUCCUUCCUGAGGAGAACGAGCUCAGAUUCACCGAUCUAACGAAAGCGGACCUUUUUAAGACUUUUCUGGAAAACAAGUCCAAACACUGUUUUUUUAUCAUGUUCCUCUCCAUGUUUUACUUCUACAUGAUGUUUGGUCCUGAGGGGGCCUGACCCACCCAGAAUGUAGAAAGCAGCAGCUCCGUAACAGAAAUGUGCCAAAAACACCACCAGUAUUCGCCUCCCACAGGCCCCUGCUCCUCAUUACAGGCGCCGUAUUCCACGCCGAAGCCAAACCAAAUGUUCCGGCUUUACACAGCUGAUUUCCUGCGGGACCGCCGGCCUCUUCCAUAAAGAUGCUUAUCGAGGGGCACCUGACCUUUGAGCGGAGCCGAAUUAAGGCUUUUAAACCCAGAAGAUUGUCCUCGGCUUUGCGAGAAGGUCAGAGCGCCGUUUGUUUUAAAUGUGAUUUAGAAAACGAAGCGAAAACAUCGCUUAAGCAAAAUGAGUCGAAGGCCUGAAUUUGUGUAGAAAGCUUUGGGAAGGCGAGGGGACAAGCGUGAAAACCCACGGCAGCUACAGCAGGCGCUGCCCUCACUUUAACAAAAGGCCAACCUGUGAGGAGGCUGACAUUUGUCAGACAUUUGGAACAGAAAUAACAACACAAAGGCAUAAUUGCCACAGAGCCACAUUAGUCUCUCCAUCAGUAAUGGUGCAGGCCAUUAAACAAGCCGGCUGAUUAUAGAGUGACUGUCGUACACACGCGUCCUCCUCUUAUUUUGUUUAUUAGCUUUGCUGACGGAGCUCCCGCUGUGCGAGUGGCCGUUGCAGACCGCUGCCGUGUUCCUUUCAUCAGCGUUUAAUGGGUUUGAAACCCUCGGCUGCCAGAAGGCAAUAAGAGUACGAAACACCAGGGCUGGAGCUAAGACCUAAUGAAAUCAGCUACUGAUCUGCAAGCGAUUAGCCAGGCCUGGCGACUGAGCGAACAGCCGAACACAACCUGAGCUACACACACACCAGUGGGGUCUGAUCGCAGAUGUAAGCUUAACGGUGCAUCAGCGAGUACGACCUCAACAGAAUGGCGAUGCUAACAGCUAGCUAGAACAUUAGCAGUUAGCAUGUAUCAGUUUAAGGUCAAUAAUCAGAAGCUAACUUUAUAAAAUCCACAGCUUUUGGAUAAAACAAAAGUGUGCUAAAGGGCUAACAUGCUAGCUCUAGCUAGACCGGCGUCACAUGCAGAGGUGCUGGGUUCAUGAGUCGUGUGCGUACAGACACCCCCCCCCCUAAUCCGUUAAUUUUUAAAUAAAUAUUCAGGCUGCUAAUGGAAAAUCUCUCAUUUUAGAACAAAUCUAAUCUUAUUUCUGUUUCACUGAUAAACGGUGUUUGGUGGAUAUCUGCGUGUGCUAACCCUACCGGUUUUCCACGUGGUGGUGGCAGUGAGCAGCGUCUGAUUCAGGUAGGACGGUUCUGAUUGGCCCAUGAGAACAGCAGCUGUUUCUGAUCGGUGUUAAGGUCCGAGCUCAGCCAUCUCCCUUUGGGUUGUUUUUUCUGUGUGUGUGUGUCGAGGGCUUCGGACUCAGCUGAUCCGUGGUUGUUGGUGGGAAUGUGGCGGAGUAGUUGCGUAGAAACGAGGACCGUCACCGACCAUCCUUCACUCUGCUUUGUAAACCGUGAGAUUUUGUACUGAAUAUUUAUAUGACACGAUUAAACAUGUUUAAAAUCUUC